Molecule: messenger RNA, 2753 nt
Organism: Ananas comosus (pineapple)
Lineage: Eukaryota; Viridiplantae; Streptophyta; Magnoliopsida; Poales; Bromeliaceae
Exons: 2
Coding region: 904-2658 (584 amino acids)
Source: RefSeq, a predicted model, not a curated record
UCUCUCUCUCUCUCUCUCUCUGCUUGUGUAGCUUCAAAGAGUCCAUGGCUUUUUCUUUAAAAUGCAAAGGAAUGUUAAUUUUUCUACAAGAAUGUAAGAGCCCACAGCAAUGUGAGCAAACUAAUUUGCUUCAUUCACCCACCAUGAACAAUUUGAUUUUGUGCACCCACCAUUUAAACUAUAUAUAGGCCAUUUUGAGCCUGUUAAGGGAACUUUGACUUCAAAAUUUAAGCUGGUUACUUACUUUAAUGAAUUGCUGGUUACUUACUUUAAUGAAUUUACAGUUGCGAGAAUCGCAUGGAGUAUACAAACUAAACUUGUAAAAAUAAACAACGCAUUCAAAAUUUUGAAGUUAAAGUGCUGUUGACUGACUCAAAUCAAACGAAUUGAAUGGUUGGGUAGUAAAAUCAAAAUUUUGAAAUGUUGAGCAGCUGAUAAAUAUUCGAUGAGAUGUAUCAUGUAUUAAUUGAGAAAAUUUAAAUGUAAAUUUUUAUUUCAUUUUAUCAUUUAAUGUUUUUUUUUAAUGUUCCACUGCAUUAAAAAUUAGAAAUGGCAAGUGCUUCGUCCCAUGGCGGAUUCUAGAUCCGAUUCUAUUGCUCGAAGAUAUUAUUUUGUUUGGCAUGUUUUAUGAUUUUGUAAUACAUUUUGUGCAUAUAAGGUCCGUUACUUGGAAACAAAUUAUUUCAGUUUGUGAAUUUUGAAUUGUUAUUUUAAUUAUUUAGCUUUGUUAGGAAUUACUUACAUAUAUAUAUAUAUAUAUAUAUUUUGUAUUUUAAUAGCUGGACCGCAUAUGCGCCUCCAUACUGCAUUUGUAGUUAUGCACUAUGCAGUGGGUAACCGCAUGAAGGCCGCACACCGCAUUUUGGAACGUUGUACAAAACUUUGACUACACAAGCGAAAAACAUGACCAGGCUCAGUACAAGGCCGGAUCGGGAGUUAUCUCAAUUAAUGGUUACAUUCGAACAGGCAAGAAGUGUCAUCGAUAGUGACAUGCAGAUUAUGUCAAAAAAGAGAUGGAAGACGCCAAAUGAUUCUGAGGAUGAAACAAAUGAGGGAAAUAGGCGGAUGCGAGACCUAAGAGAAAUAGGGCUUGGGAUGGCAUCUAAACAAAAGAGUAGUAUAUGCAUCAGCACCGAAGGUUCUCGGGAGAUAUCCCUUCUUGAUAGUACUUCACGUGGCAAAGUGGACGCCAAUAAUGGUUUAUCUUGUUCUAGUCGCAGCAAAAAGUCUUGUUCAUCUCUGAAAAGACGACAGUCUGGUUCGGCCCAAACUUGUAAGAAUUUGCGAAGGAAGUAUCGUCGCCGCCCUCUAGCUAAGCUGUGUAACGGUACCAGGGCUAUAAUCCCAUCCUAUUGCCUGUGGGUUGGUCCAAGUGAACAAAAUACAAAAUUGAACAAGGCGGUCUUUUCGGCAGACAUGGAUGACAGCCCCGACUGCUCGGGCACUUCGAGCGAGGAGGUUAUAUUUGAUGCUUGUGGGAAAAGUCGUAAUAUCUCUGUCAACAGUACACAUUUGCACCCUGAAACUAAGGACUCUGAACUUUCAACCAUAUCAGAAUUUAUUGACACUGACAGCUCUGAUCAUUUAUUCAAUGUUCCCCUUGUUAUGGGAGACAUCUUUGCGGAUGCUGAAAAGCUAUACAGUUGUUGCAACCAUGACGGGGUAAAUUCACAGUAUAAUGAAGGACUGGGUGAGAGCGGCUGUAUUGUCUCUGCAACUCAGCUUAAUUAUUAUAAGAAAAGAAAGGAUAAAAGGAUCCUACAUAAGGACUCUGUCGGACAAAGGCUUUUGAGGUAUCAAGCAUCAAGCAAAGAUGCUGAAUCAGAAAGCUUGCGUUACACAGCCGAUCGAUUUGAUUCUUCCCUGAAUGACAAAGUGCCCGACAGGUCAUCUGUAGGUCUGCUCGAUACGACUGUUGAUGGAUCUUUUGAUAACUGUAGCCUUUUGAUAAAAUCUAAGUACCUUUCAGAAGUUGGUGAUGCUUCUGUCAGCGUUCUCGAGCAGAGUUUUGUUAAUGAACUAGAAGAAGAUGAGUCAGCCGAAGUUGUAAACAAGCUCUCCAACUUGCUUUCAUGCUCGAGGAAGAAGGGAGUAUCAUUAUCCUCAGAUCUGCCCGUUUCCACUUUAACGACCCAAGAAUUAUUGCCGUUUGGUAAAGUUCAUUAUCUACCGUGCACAAAAUACCAGCUUUCGAAGCCAGCAAAAAGCUUUUCUUUAGAGGACUCUACUUUCUACGAUGUUGAGCUGAAUGUGCAAGCUAGUUAUCAGGGAUCACAGGUACCUCUUGUUUCCCUCAUGAGUAAACUGAAUGGUAAAGCUAUUGUUGGUCAUCCUGUCUCCAUUGAGGUUCUGGAAAAAGGAUUUUGCCAUCCUCUGUUACUGAGGAGCGAGAAGAUAGGAAAGUUGCAGGCAAAAGUAACUGCAGCAAAAUACUCUUUGAAAAAGGUAUCUUUGCCAAAUAGGAAAUCGGGCAUUUCUCCGAGGAAAAUGCGGAGGCUGUCAUCGAUCACUCUUGAUAGCAGAGACGAUGAGGAUGAUAGAAGGCCGGUUUUGGAAAAGAUAGGCGGACCUGCUUUUGCUUGUGUUCCGCUAAGAGUUGUUUUUAGUAGGAUUGAUGAAGCAUUGCGUUGUGCUGUUCGAUCGGGAAAUGCCAGCUAACAGUGGUCAUGUAAAAAUAACUCUGUAAUUUUUUUCUCCCCUAGUGUAAUUCGAUAGCCGUCCUGUUUAUAGCUCUUGCAUGAGUUUUCAAUUCA